UGCAGCGUUUGGUGGUGGUGAGCCAUUCACUAACCAGACACGUACUAUGUUAACUAGAUCUGUUUCUGCAACAAGCAUGAAGCAAAAGUGAACCAAUGGCUAGUUGGUUGAAGAGGGGGCUAAGAGUACUGCGUUAACAUUCACUAAGCAAGGUUUCUGUCUGAAAUACCCUAAAAAGACACAUAUGAGGAAUCUCUAAUACCUGCUCUUACAGAUCAGCAUUCAAACAUUUUCUGUCUCAUGCCUCUCUUUAUUCCACAUUCUCUUUAUACUGUUCUUUUUCUCAUGAUAACUGUUAACUGUUUUGCCUGUAUUUCCCUAGAAUUGUUCUUCAUAAUGCUGCAAAAAGUGACUUACCCAGCUCCUUCAGCCCCUUGUGAAAAUGACAUUUCAGGGAUCUUGUUCCUCAAACCCAGCAGUGAAUCUGCCUUUACACAUGCAUUUAAAAUGCAGCCCUAUUCAAAGUAUUUCUUUUCAGUGCAGUGUCUAAACUGGAUUGUUUGGGACGGGAACUAUCUUUAUUCUCUGUUCCAUGUAGCCCAGACCCACAUGUGGAUUUCCUGGACUGGAUAGUUUUGAUAUGAAGUGUACCCUGUGCUGUUACUUACUGAGGGCUUUGUUUUGAGUGGCUGCUGUGAAGCUAUGGUGGUGUGACAAGCCAGCAAGGUAGUCCUUAAUGAAUGUUAUAACAAUUGAAGACUAUAAGAGCACAUAUUGGCCAAAGUUGGACAGUGCCAUAGAUCAGCUUUUAACUCAGAGUCCUGGUGACUACAUCCCUAUCUCCUAUGAACAAAUAUACAGUUGUGUGUAUAAAUGUGUAUGCCAGCAGCAUUCGGAACAGAUGUAUAGUGACCUAAUAAAAAAGAUAACUAACCACUUAGAGAGAGUCUCAAAGGAGCUGCAGGCCAGCCCUCCAGAUCUCUAUAUUGAAAGAUUUAACGUAGCUCUUGGACAGUAUAUGGGAGCAUUGCAGAGCAUUGUGCCUCUUUUCAUAUAUAUGAAUAAAUUUUACAUAGAAACCAAGCUUAACAGAGACCUAAAAGAUGACCUUAUAAAGCUGUUUACGGAACACGUUGCAGAAAAGCACAUUUACAACCUAAUGCCUUUACUUUUGGAAGCUCAGUCAACGCCGUUUCAAAUAACUCCUUCAACCAUGGCAAAUAUUGUGAAAGGACUGUAUACACUACGACCAGAAUGGGUACAGAUGGCACCAGCUUUAUUUUCAAAAUUCAUCCCAAACAUUCUACCCCCUGCUGUGGAAUCUGAGCUUCAGGAAUAUGCUGCUCAAGACCAGAAACUUCAAAGAGAGCUUAUGCAGAAUGGAUUUACUAGAGGUGACCAGUCACGCAAGAGAGCUGGAGAAGAAUUAACUUACAAUGGCUCAUCAGCUUGUGCAAGUUCCAGGGGGUACAGAUAGUGAAUAUAGUGGAUCAGCUUCUAUUCCUAGCCAGAACAGACACUGGAGGAGCACAGGUGGUAUUUGGAGCCUCCUUUGGCAACUGCUGAUACUCAAGCUCUGACACGGACUAUGUCUCAAAGAAGAGUUUUGGACUUUCUUCUUGAUAUAAUAAAAUGUCAGUUGCUGCUACAUUUGGGGUGACUGAAAGACAUGAAUCCUUGGUCUGGCCUCUCAACAAGUUAAUGUUCUGCGAUUUUUGUGAGGAAUGCACCUUGAAAAAGAAUCCUUUCAAAGUGGAAAUGGGGCAGCCGAAAUUAGCAGCUUCCAAAAGCGUUAGAACGGAAUAAUCUUUUUUGCACUCUUUUCUUAAUAUUAAGGACAUUCUUAAAACUAGUUAACACGUCAGUGUAUUAGUUUUUAAACUUCAAGGUAUUUUCUGGAGCUUUUACUUAAAUAAUAAGAAUAAAGUUUCAUUAUUUUGCAGUAUUUGUUCAUUAGUUUAAAAAUUGUCACCUUUUAAGGGUUGGUCCCAUAUAAAUGUAUCUUCUGUCAGGGAGUUUUAAAUUCCAGAUUUUUCUUUUUUUUUUUUUGUUAUUUGGUAUUUUGAAAUCUGUUUUCCUAUGUGUUUGUACUCUGUGCCUUCAGCUUGUGCACUUUGCAACUUUACAGACCAUAUUUUGUUACUGCAAAAUGUGUUCUUGAGGAAAAACUUGAUGUGAACAAACAUGCUGCAAAGUUGCACUUUUCUCUUGCAUUAAUGGGAGGUGAAGGAAGAAAAGUUGAACCUAUCACCAUUGCUGAUAGUGACUUGGAAGUUUGUCCCCUUUUAUUUUUUGUAUGUGUUAGUGUUUAAUGCUGGGACCAACUCUCAUAGAAACCCUCUCAUUGACUUUUCAUUGGCUUCCGUAAUUGCAAUAGAUUGAGAAGUGAAUUCCAGACUGAAUGAAAUAUGAUGUGCUUUAUGCUGUGCUAUGUGGACAUUGUGGACAAAGUUCUCCGGUCUAGUAGGUCUGCAAAGUGCAUCUCCGUCAGCACAAACCAGAUUUGCACCUGAUUGAUCAGCAAACAAUGGUACCUGUCCAAGAUCACUUUAUGGCUCGUGUGCCAUUUCUCCUGUUUUGGGGAUGUGAUGGGGGUGUGAUAGUGAAUGUUGUCAGAAUCAAGGAGUUGAGGAGUGGUGUCACACAUGCAUGUAUACACAUUGGCCUCCUGUUUCCAGUCUUGUGUAAACUCAGCUGGAAAUCCAGCUGAGCCCAGUUCCAGGAGAUCUGGACCUAUGGUCUGAAUCCUAAUGAUUGUGACAUGGGUUUUAAUCAGUAGUAUGGCUAAUACAAUUCUUUCAUGAGGGGAGGAACAUACUUGAAACAGCAGUUUGAUUACAGGGUUGGGUUUUUUUUUUAUUACUAUGGAUUUAUUUUUUAUGACCUUUAGUUAUCAAGAGAAAUAAGUUGGUAAUAUAAAAUCUUUCUGAAGUGAAACAAUUGUUUGUUCAGUUUUGUCUUGCACAACUCUUAUGCCUGUUUAAAAAAAAAAAAAAAAACCACACAAAACCCCAACACAACCCCCUUUUUGCUUGCAUGAGUUCAUUACAAAAUGCAGGAAAAAGAUUAAAAAGUAGAUGCGGCAGGGACAAAGUUUCUUUUUCGUUUUGUUUUGUAGCCAGACUUCAUGUAAAUGAAUUUAAUUAUCAGUUUCACAUCAGCCACUUUCGCAAUGCUGUUAGUUUGAGGGGCAGGGGGGGAUGAUGAAUGAGGACAACUGCUAUGAUUGACAGAUUCAAAUCUGAUUUACAUAUAUAUUUCUUUGCAUAUUUGCAAAGCAUAUUUAAUUUUUGAGGAAGUUUUUCUUUAAAAAUUGUUGCUUCAGCAUUUUGUUUUCUGUGUAGAACAAUGCCAGCAGUCUAGUGUCAUCCCUGAUAGUGGAAAUUCAAACCACUCUGAGUAGUGAUUUUCAAGUGUUGGUAAGUGUUUGCUUCUAAGUUGAAGCAGAAUUAGACAAAAAUGGGAAUUUCAAAAAUUUUGCUGAAGUAUGCAAUGGAGAAGUUAAUGAAGGUUAAUAGGGAACAAAAACAAUUUGCCAGCUUCCAGAAUUUUAUCAGUUUUGGCUUUAAGCAAAAAUAAAACCUCUGAUAGUGUCCUUAGCUUUAAAAAUCACUGUUUUCUUGGGUUAAGAAUAGAUACAUUAACCUAAUUUGGUUAAAUUUUUUUUACAGCUUUGUUACCGUUCUAGCUCACAUAGUACAAUAAUCAAGCUCUGUCAUCUUUGUCAAGUGAUCACAAUGUUUUUCUGUUCUUAAAGUGGUUUUACUGGUUCAAGUUUGUAAAUAACGUAGUCCUUUUGCUUCGUGUUUGAGGCAAGGGUUCAACAUUCAUUUUAUGUUGCAUUAUGUUUGGGACACAAACUUCUAGAACAACAAUUCCAUCAAAAAGUAAAGCAUUCCUGUCAGCAUGGUUCACUUUGUAUGCACUGGGUAGUGCUUGGAUGCUUCUCAGUCCUGUGUAGCAUUCUCACUUGGCCACCAUACCUGAGAAAUCUGUUUGUUAAGCACUGUAUUAUGUUGUAAAUUUGGCAUUAAAAUUCCUGUAUGUUUUGGCAUUAUUAACAUAAUGCUGAAAUAUUGUUUAUCUGUCGAAGACGUUAUCAUUGUGACUGAGCAUGAAACAGAAUACAGCAUACUAUACUAAAUUGUUUCUCUGUAAACUUGCAUUUUACUUACAGUAAAACUAACUUGGCCAACUUGAGCGUUGGUACUGUAAAGCCACAAUUACCAACAGCAUGAUCCUAACAGCAGUAUUUAAUUUAAUCAAAUAACUUGUGGUAAAUCCGUUGCAUCUGUAGCUUACUCUGUUAAGAUUAAGCAGUAAAGUUGGUUAUACAAUGGGUGUCCUCUUUAUGUUGCACUGGUUCUAUAGCCAAACUUGCUACGUUAAAAUAUUUUUAGAUUAAUUUCAUUUCUUGAUUUGGGAAGUUAAAAUAUUUAAAUUCUGCUGAGUACUGUAAUAGUAGGCAGUUGUCAGUAUAUGAACAAGAUGGUCUUUGAUACAAAUGAUGAAGGUGGGGUCUAACUAGAUAAGUACUCAACUUGUCUGCAGUUGGAUCUCCUUGAUGCUUUUCUGCAGGUGUUGAGGAAGUAUCUGUGGAUGAAUACUUCGAAGCAAAAGUUUUUGACUCUUGUCGUUUGGUAGAAAUAUGAUC
Egretta garzetta (little egret) is the source of this 4594-nucleotide messenger RNA. It is a transcript of the gene CACUL1, whose product is annotated as CDK2 associated cullin domain 1. Gene Ontology annotation, molecular function: ubiquitin protein ligase binding. NCBI's taxonomy places the organism in Eukaryota, Metazoa, Chordata, Aves, Pelecaniformes, Ardeidae. The record is from RefSeq and is a predicted model, not a curated record. The coding region runs from base 677 to 1417 and encodes 246 amino acids. Gene Ontology annotation, biological process: ubiquitin-dependent protein catabolic process. The transcript has 9 exons.